Staurois parvus is the source of this 1071-nucleotide messenger RNA. The record is from the annotation of a GenBank genome assembly. NCBI's taxonomy places the organism in Eukaryota, Metazoa, Chordata, Amphibia, Anura, Ranidae.
AGACUGCUGGAAGACUUCCGCAACAACCGCUUCCCCAACUUACAGCUCAGGGAUCUGAUUGGUCACAUUGUUGAGUUUUCCCAAGACCAGCAUGGCUCCAGGUUCAUCCAGCAGAAGCUGGAACGUGCCACUCCAGCAGAACGCCAGGUAGUGUUUGGAGAAAUCCUCCAGGCAGCCUAUCAGCUGAUGACUGACGUCUUUGGAAAUUAUGUGAUUCAAAAGUUUUUUGAGUUUGGCAGCAUGGAUCAGAAGUUGGCACUGGCAACACGAAUUCGCGGACAUGUACUUCCCCUGGCUUUACAGAUGUACGGGUGUCGGGUUAUUCAGAAAGCACUGGAAUCCAUAUCUCCAGAUCAGCAGAGCGAGAUGGUGAAGGAGCUGGAUGGACAUGUUCUGAAGUGUGUAAAAGAUCAGAAUGGAAACCACGUGGUACAAAAAUGUAUCGAAUGUGUCCAGCCACAGUCUCUCCAGUUCAUCAUUGAUGCCUUCAAAGGACAGGUGUAUGUACUCUCCACCCACCCCUAUGGCUGCAGAGUAAUACAGCGCAUACUGGAGCAUUGCACUGUGGAACAGACUAUGCCAAUUCUGGAGGAGCUACAUCAAAGCACAGAGCAGCUGGUGCAGGAUCAGUAUGGUAAUUAUGUAAUUCAGCAUGUAUUGGAACAUGGCCGCACUGAAGACAAGAGCAAGAUUGUUUCUGAGAUAAGAGGAAAGGUUUUAGCCCUCAGUCAGCACAAAUUUGCAAGCAAUGUUGUAGAGAAGUGUGUCACCCACUCUUCCCGUACGGAGAGAGCUCUACUCAUCGAUGAGAUCUGCUGCCAGAAUGAUGGUCCUCACAGUGCCUUAUACACCAUGAUGAAGGACCAGUAUGCAAAUUAUGUGGUGCAAAAGAUGAUUGACAUGGCCGAGCCUGCUCAGCGCAAAAUCAUCAUGCAUAAGAUUCGACCACACAUCACCACACUGCGUAAAUAUACCUAUGGGAAACACAUACUGGCCAAGCUGGAGAAGUAUUACAUGAAGACUAGCACUGACCUGGGGCCAAUGGUAGGGCCCUCCAAUGGAAUGCUGUAG